Molecule: messenger RNA, 876 nt
Organism: Motacilla alba alba
Lineage: Eukaryota; Metazoa; Chordata; Aves; Passeriformes; Motacillidae
Product: PHD finger protein 1-like
Exons: 4
Coding region: 357-791 (144 amino acids)
Source: RefSeq, a predicted model, not a curated record
UUGGGGGCGUUUUUGGGGUCCCGGCGGCGGCCCCGCCCCCUCUGACCCCCGGUGCGGCCGCGGGGGGGCCCGGGGGGGGUCCCCGGGGGGGUCCCCGGUGCCGCCGUCCCUCGGCCGCCCCCCCCCGGCCCCCCCCCCCGCGCCGCCGCUGCUGCGUCACGGCCCCGCCGCCGCCGCCGCCGCCCGCAGCGGCCGCUCGGGGGCCGGGCCGGGGGCGCCGCGACCCCCCCGGAGCGGCAGGAGAGCCUCGGGACCCCCCCGCUGCCGGCGUGAGACCCCCCGGAACCGGACUGCCCCCAACCCCCCCCCAUUUUUGGGGUGCCAGCGCCGCCUGGGCCCCGCAGCCCCCGGGUGCGAUGGAGGCCGCCGAGGGGGGGGCGCCCCCCCAGAGCCCCCCGAAGCCCCCCCAGAUCGGGGAGGGGCAGGACGUGCUGGCGCGCUGGACGGACGGGCUGCUCUACCUGGGCGUCGUCAAGAAGGUGGACGCGCCCCGCCGGGGCUGCCUGAUCCAGUUCGAGGACAAUUCCCAGUUUUUCGUUCUGUGGAAGGACAUCAGCCCCGCGGCCGUGCCCGGGGACGACCCCUCGUGCUGCGUGUGCGCCGGGAGCGCGCGGAGCGCCGAGAACGCGCUGGUGCGCUGCGGGAAGUGCGGCCACGGUCAGGGAAAACGCCGGGAAAACACCGGGAAAACACCGGGAAAACCGGGGGGAAAACCCGGGGGAAAUGGGGAAAAAAUCCCGGGAAAAAAACCCGGGGAAAAACGGGAAAAAAACGGGGGGAAACGGGGAUAAAACCGGGGGAAAAUGCCGAGAACGCGCUGGUGCGGUGCGGGAAGUGCGGCCACGGUCAGGGAAAAACACCGGGAAAACACCGGGA